This is a messenger RNA of Drosophila suzukii, 438 nucleotides long. RefSeq names its product calmodulin-beta-like. The record is from RefSeq and is a predicted model, not a curated record. Lineage: Eukaryota; Metazoa; Arthropoda; Insecta; Diptera; Drosophilidae. Gene Ontology annotation, molecular function: calcium ion binding. Gene Ontology annotation, cellular component: trans-Golgi network membrane.
AUGAGUGGACCUAGGUUGGCAAACUAUAAACAAAGCUACAGCCAGCUUAUAAGAAAUGAGAGAGGAGUUAUAACCAAGAAGGAACUGGGAAGCAUGAUCCGAUCUCUGGGUGAGAUUCCUACAGAAAGGGAACUGGAGGAAAUUUUCAAGGCCUCGGAUGUGGACGGCAAUGGCGAGGUCGACUUCAAGGACUACUGUUUUGUAAUGGCGCGUUUCGAAAAUGAGGAAGAGCGAGAGAUGUGCCAGCUAUUCAAAAUGUUCGACAGAGACUGCGACGGUUUCAUUACUGAAAGCGAUCUGAUUCAGUUGAUACAGAUCACGGACUUCCAGAGCGACAAAAAGAUCAUUAUGCACAUGAUCAGGGACCGAUAUUUUGACGGAGAUGGUCGCAUAAGUUUCACCGAGUUCAUGGCUAUGAUAAAAAGAACCUUUGCCUAA